GAGGGCUUCUAUGGUAAAAACGCCAGAUGAUAUGGACAGGAGGUCUACUACAAACGUAUCGCCGCUACUAGAUCUUCAAUCAAGGAGGUCUGCUACAGUUACACCGGAUCAGACGCCAGAUGUUAAAAGUAGGAGAUCUAAUACCGUGGCGCAAGAGCAGGGGUUAGUCGUGCCAGCACGAGGAGGAAGGGGUAGUUUGGUCGCUAGAAAAGACGUUGAGGCACUGCGACCAGAAGAGGACCAGAUGAGAGGAUUAGAGGGAGCAUCCUCGAUGCCUAAGAAGUCCUUGCGUGGAUUACGAGGGAUGAUGGAAUCGCCCGCUGACAUCUUGCAGUCACAGGCAGUCCGAAACUAUCGGCAGACUGUUAAUAGUACGAUGGCUAGCGCUCCCCCUUGUAGUGUUGAAGAGAAGCCCCGCGACGAAAAUCAGAAUAGUAUACAACCUGAGAGGACACCAGCCCCAACGACAGACAAACCAAAUCCAAAAAAUGCAGG
Messenger RNA from Amoebophrya sp. A25, 495 nucleotides. NCBI's taxonomy places the organism in Eukaryota, Dinophyceae, Syndiniales, Amoebophryaceae. The record is from the annotation of a GenBank genome assembly.